Molecule: messenger RNA, 198 nt
Organism: Clunio marinus
Lineage: Eukaryota; Metazoa; Arthropoda; Insecta; Diptera; Chironomidae
Source: the annotation of a GenBank genome assembly
AUGCGAACUUCAACGGAAAAAAGAGAAGUUCAAGCGCUUCGUCACAUCACUGAAAUUCCACAUCGUCGUGUUGCUGAAUUUUCCAGCGAAGAAAGAAAAUUAAUUGAUGAAGAAAGAAAUAAAAGUGAACAAGACACGCUGUGGCUUUCACCUGACAACAACGACUGGCUGGUUGCGAGAAAAUGUGGACAGGCGUGA